AUGAAGUUUCCUUCUUCUCUUGAUAAACGUAAAUUCUUAACCAACAUCAGCUUCCUCAUGUGGUCUAUAUGGAAAGCACGUUGUCAGUUUAUCUUUGAUGGCUGCAAACCUGAGCCUAUUCGAGUCCUUCAGAUGGCUAACUCAGCGAAUAGAGACUUCCUUGAGGCAUGUCUUCCCUUGAACUCUAUUGGAAUAACUAAAAGGGAGGUCCUCCCUACUCAGUCCCAUUGGACUCCACAUAGUCUUGGCUGGACUAAAGUUAACUCUGACGGUGCAUGGAAGUCAAACAAAGCUGCAGGGCUGAGGGUGAUUAUAAGAAACUCUGAGGGUGCUUUCUGUGGAGGUUUAGCAGAGGGUAAGAUGUGUCAGUCUGCCCUUGCGGCUGAAGCUGACACUGUUCUCUAUGGCCUAAAUCUGGCUCUGUCUUUGCGUCAUCACAAGGUCAUGAUGGAAACUAAUUCUCUAGUUGUGAAGUCUGGGAUCUCUGGGAACUAUGGUAAUCGAGCUUGGUCUAUCCUCCCGAUUCUCUUAGAAAUCCGAAGAACAGAAGGCCUUUUUGAUUCUGUCAAGUGGUGUUGGAUCCUUCGAUACAAAAUCGUGCUGCUCAUAUGGGGGCAUCGAUUGGAAUUGGAGCAGUGCAUAGGGAAACCUGGCUUAACCAGCCACCACCGUCCCUCGUUCAUGUUUUAA
Messenger RNA from Prunus armeniaca (apricot), 690 nucleotides. NCBI's taxonomy places the organism in Eukaryota, Viridiplantae, Streptophyta, Magnoliopsida, Rosales, Rosaceae. The record is from the annotation of a GenBank genome assembly.